Desarmillaria tabescens is the source of this 1291-nucleotide messenger RNA. RefSeq lists its product as uncharacterized. The coding region runs from base 107 to 1234 and encodes 375 amino acids. NCBI's taxonomy places the organism in Eukaryota, Fungi, Basidiomycota, Agaricomycetes, Agaricales, Physalacriaceae. The record is from RefSeq and is a predicted model, not a curated record. Gene Ontology annotation, biological process: regulation of transcription by RNA polymerase II. The transcript is spliced from 6 exons. Gene Ontology annotation, molecular function: DNA-binding transcription factor activity, RNA polymerase II-specific; RNA polymerase II cis-regulatory region sequence-specific DNA binding.
GUUGUAUUAUUUUGCAUACAGCCAACGCUCAGUAAAAUGUAGUAUCUGCCAGUAGAAUCCCAUCUUUAGCAGCACAGCACUUAUCGCAAUUGCACAGCAUAGAGGGAUGAUUGGAGAUGCCGAAUUUAGACGCAUUGCUGUGCAUGGGCUGUGCAGCAGAUCGGCAAAGGGGCUUCUUCCUUACCCUUUGCCAACACCAUACACCGUACUUGUCCUGUCCUUUCCAACAUCGGACCAAUUACCUGUGAACAAAGGCUGCAGAGGAGUAUCAACGAACAUCAGCAGCAGCUUUUCGGGAUUGUUUCGGGCCUUGAAUUUGAUAGCAGGCAUGUCCGCAGAGGCAACAUCAGGCGUGCGAGGAACACCCAUACCCACUUGGCCCUUACCCAUGACGACGCCAGCAGCCAACAGCGCUUCUGAGUCUUCACAACCUCCACGAAUUCAGAAACACCAUCUCCAACAACACGCAGCAGCCAUCACCCUGGAUGCUAUCAGCAGACAGCAGUAUCCUGUUCAGAACAUAUAUGGCCAAGGCGAUGGCGCUCUGAUUCCCACAGACGGCCCUGCCACGGAGCCGAAUGGUCCUCGCACUUACACCUACAUCGCAGCUCCCAAUUCUGUUGCAUUCGCCGUUCAGUCGACAACUACCGUGCCUCAAGACAAUGUCCCUCCAUCUGAUGACGCUCAUCCCUCCGAACAUCCCGAGAAAGAUUCAGAGGCGUCGUCGUCCCGUCCGGCUCGUUCCUCCCAGAGCCCUGAGGCCAGCUCUAGCCAGGGUGGCGUCGGUGCCAAUCACUAUCCAUCUGCCAGCGGCGUGCCCCGCCUUCCACCUAUUCUUCAAGUUGAGAAACAGCAAGUCACGACUUCUGCUACCCAGCUUGCCAGUGCGAACAGGCGCAGAAACGAAGCUCAUUUUCAAUGCCCAGUACCUGGUUGUGGGAGCACUUUCACUCGUCGCUUCAACCUCAGAGGUCACCUAAGGUCUCAUACCGAAGAGAGGCCAUAUGUAUGCCAGUGGCCCGGUUGCCAGAAGGGUUUUGCCCGUCAACAUGACUGCAAACGUCAUCAGGCACUCCAUACCGCCAAGGCACAAGCGAAUGUCUGUCAAGGCUGCAAGAAGACUUUCAGCAGAUUGGACGCGUUGAAUAGACACUUACGCUCCGAUGGCGGCGCAGAAUGUAGACGAAUACAUGAUGCAAAACGCGCUAGCAAUGAAGAAGCAAUAGUAGCUUAGGGUUAGGGUUGUAAAUUGUAAUAUCAAUUUUAAUCAUUAUGUCUUUUGCACACCGAA